CGCGGAGUUACGUUACAUCGUCUAACCUCGUUCCUGUUUUCCUCGCCCUAAGGGUCAUUAACAUCGAGCGUCGCGUAUCCCGAUCGACCUUGUCGGCAAAUUAGCGCGUGGCGUCUUGAUUAAAAUUUUAUCGACUCGAGUCUGAUGUUGCGUCUGAAGUAUCGCUACAAAAAGCAUGGCUAUGACUUUUGAGAACAAUCUAGAAGAUGGAUUGGAUUGUCCAUUGGAAGAAGAGCUUGAAGAGGAAGAGUACGAUGCUUUGAAUGAUGAGACGUUUGGUCCCGACGCUACCAUCGGUGAUUGGGAAGAGGAUCAUGAAAAACUUGCUGAAAUUACUGAAUCAAAUCGCCUUCAUAAUCAGAGUGCAACAAGUAAAAAGACUAUUUCUAACAUAAAUAUCGAAGACAAUUUAUCACAUUUGGUAUUGGAUAAGGAAGGAAUAGUUCCCCGACCAGGUGUGUGGGGUAGUCCUUUGAAUUUAUCUCCUCCGAAAGCUCAGCCACGAUUAUCUUUACCAAAUGCCUGUACAGUGGAAGAGUUGGAAAGAGGACUUAUUGCGAACAGGCCACCACCAGGUCUUAGCAAACCACAAACGCAACAACAGAAAAAAUCGGAGGGUUCCCUUCUCUUUGAGGCCCUCUCUUUGAAUGAGAAACUUCACGUCAAUGGCCUACCUCCACCGCGUUUUCCACCAGGGUUUGCUCCUGGAGCACAUUCUAUAAUUUUACCCAGUCCUAUAAGACCACCACCACCACAUCCUCCACAGUUGAUACAACAUCCAAGAUUAAUAGGUUUAAUUAAUCAAGGAAAUGUGUUACGUUAUCCUCCACCACCGCAUUUAAUGUUGCCACAAGCUGUUCCAAGACAACCUCUUCAUGGCUCCUAUGGUUUCCCUCCUCAACUACACCCUAAUUUAGGAGGCCCACCAUUCCUUCGGCCAGAUCACAUGAUGCCUGCAUUUCCUAACAACCAAACCAAUCAUCAGCAACACCAACAUUCUUAUUCACAUUUAGGAAAUCAGAGAAAUCAGAACAGAUCUUACUAUCAUAACGAACAACAAUCUGGACAUCAACCAUUUUUUAAAAAUAAUCAAUAUCCUCAUCGUAAUCAUGACAGAAACAAUCAAAGACCCUAUCAUCAACAUUAUUCUCACAGCGUUAACGGUAAUGCUUCGGGAGAAUACGAACACUCAGGAAAACUUGCUAUAAAACCUCAUGAGAAGCAAUGGUUAAUUAAUAUUCAAUUGUUACAACUUAAUACGAUUCAACCGUAUGUUGAUGACCAUUAUUAUGUCGUGUUCUGUGAUAAACGGAAUAAACAACAUGCAGAUCAAGAACAAAAAGAUAAGAAACACCAUAAUAAUAAUGGAUAUCACAAAGAUCAUAGAGAUUGGGAACCAACACCUCAAACCGCUUCAAGAUCAGCAUAUACGCCAGCUCAAUUUGAGAAUUCAUUAGGCAAACUUCAUUGCAGCAGUGUAACAGCACCACGUAAACUUAUCGAUAUGGAUGUCGUAUCAAAUAGCGAUUCUCAAUCUACUCCUCAGUCCCAACAGAAGGACACUAAAAAAACACGACAAUUACUCCUUGAAAUUGAAAGACUGUUUACGUUGCUAUUCAAACUGGAAGAUUUGGAUAAUCCUCUUGCUUCAAUUCCGGAACCGCAACAGCAACAAGAAGGCGAAUCCGAAACAAACAUUGCUAAAACUGAACCGGAAUUAAUAAACAUGAUUUUAACAUGUUUACAACAAUUAAUACAAGAUGAUAAAUUAGCUAGCAUGCUAAGUAUUCGAAAAGGAAAGACAUUACUACUGCGUUUUUUACCUCAUCUGAACGUGACAGAAUAUAGUAAGCAGUUAAGAGAAUUGUGGACUGCGAUAUUUAAAGGGUUAGCCAUGAUAGGCCGUAGAGAUUGUCAUAUAUUGACAGAUUUUUAUGCUGAAUUUCGAAGGUGGCUUGACGGUGUAAAAGAUUUUGAUACCAUAUUGCGAUUAGCAAGAGCAUUAUCCGACUCGGCUAACGUUCACCCUGUUAAAAACAAUAGUUUAACUUUUGCUCUUCUGAAUAAGUUUGGUGUGUCUGCAAUAGCGGCGAUGAUAGAACGAGCUGAACAAUUGUGCGAUACAGACGAUUCCCUGCCUUUUGAAUGGUCAACUUUUGUAAUGACAAUAGUUGAACUAAUUGGUGAUGCACCACCAUGUGUUGCACCUUGUCAACCAAUUACUACAAAUACGCUCAAUAAACAUCUGAAUCGGAUAAAGCUAGAAAGGUACACAGCGCUAGCGUGCUUGUUGACUGAUGCCAAUCCUUUACGAUAGUCUAACGUUAUGCAAGUUACACUCGAUUUUUUUUAAGGUUCGUCUUUUUUUAACGUACUAAAAGUAAAUUAUGCAAAAAAAAA
This is a messenger RNA of Solenopsis invicta (red fire ant), 2400 nucleotides long. It is a transcript of the gene Patr-1, whose product is annotated as protein PAT1 homolog 1. The record is from RefSeq and is a predicted model, not a curated record. The transcript has 9 exons. Lineage: Eukaryota; Metazoa; Arthropoda; Insecta; Hymenoptera; Formicidae. The coding region runs from base 176 to 2317 and encodes 713 amino acids. Gene Ontology annotation, cellular component: P-body. Gene Ontology annotation, biological process: deadenylation-dependent decapping of nuclear-transcribed mRNA; P-body assembly. Gene Ontology annotation, molecular function: RNA binding.